AUGAACCUAAACUUGUCGGCCUCCCUCAACAUUUUCAAGCUCUUGGCAAAACCGUCCCUUUGUCUUCCACAUGCAACGGUCAAGACAUUCGAUGACCUACCCGUUCCACUGAACAAGGCAUUUUCCCCGAAGAGUGGAAAGGAGGCCGAUAUCAGAGCUGUGGUGUUGGAUAAGGACGACUGUUUUGCUAUCCCCGACCACAGUGAGGUUUAUGAACCGUACCAGACUGUGAAGCGCCGGUUCCAAGCCUUAAGAGCCGCCUACCCCGGACGACGACUCCUAAUCGUGUCCAACACGGCGGGCGCGACAAGCUACGAUGUAGACGGAAAGCUAGCCGAAGCAACUGGGACGUCCACCGGCGUUCAUGUCCUGGCACAUGCUGUGAAAAAGCCCGGCUGUGGCGAGGAGAUCAUGUCCUACUUCCGCCAGCACCCAGAAACGGGCGUGACAAGCCCUCACCAGAUUGCUGUUGUGGGCGACCGCCUGGCUACCGAUAUGAUGCUCGCCAAUAUGAUGGGCAGCUGGGGGAUUUGGAUCCGGGAUGGGGUUGUGCCUCUGCAGAAGAAGAGUAUUUUCUCGAGGGUUGAAAGACGACUUGGGCCUUACUUGCUUGCUCAUGGAUACCUGGCUCCUGAGCCUUCGAGUCCCUUUGAAUAA
Molecule: messenger RNA, 657 nt
Organism: Dichotomopilus funicola
Lineage: Eukaryota; Fungi; Ascomycota; Sordariomycetes; Sordariales; Chaetomiaceae
Product: mitochondrial PGP phosphatase
Exons: 3
Coding region: 1-657 (218 amino acids)
Biological process (GO): cardiolipin biosynthetic process
Cellular component (GO): mitochondrion
Molecular function (GO): phosphatidylglycerophosphatase activity
Source: RefSeq, a predicted model, not a curated record